This is a messenger RNA of Cylicocyclus nassatus, 534 nucleotides long. Lineage: Eukaryota; Metazoa; Nematoda; Chromadorea; Rhabditida; Strongylidae. The record is from the annotation of a GenBank genome assembly.
UUCAGUGGUGACCACCACUUAGAUUACCUUACCAAUGACCAUGGAGACCUUAUGACAUUGACGAUAUCGCCAAAAGCUUGGAUGCUUCUCAAGAAAAACGCGUACCUUAUCGAAAAUGCUGUAAGAUCUAUUCCUUUUCCAGAAAUAAACGAGAAGAGUGGAGCCUUUAGAGUUUACGCAGAUGAAAUACACUUCAAAAAGCUUUCAAUUAUAAACGAUGUCUCUUUCAUGGAUGGAAACGGUCUGCGUUUGUAUCUGGGUGGCGUGGUUUACAACAUAGGUGCCAGAAUCAAGGUGAAGCAUACUCUCGCACAAGCGACGGAGAGAUUCGAAUUUUACUCGUACAAUGCAAAUAUGCUCAUUACUCUGGGAUGGAAUGACUUCAACUUUGUGCCUUCAACAAGUGUGAAUCUGAAUUUGAAAAUAGACUGGCCAAAAGCGUGGUAUUAUCGGGUGCUGCCCUCAUCACUAAAGAACAAAAUCCGGAAUAUGAUUAACAACCAAGGCGAAAAGAUAAUUAGAGAUCAAGUGAGC